Molecule: messenger RNA, 1128 nt
Organism: Parnassius mnemosyne (clouded apollo)
Lineage: Eukaryota; Metazoa; Arthropoda; Insecta; Lepidoptera; Papilionidae
Source: the annotation of a GenBank genome assembly
AUGGCUGCGCUCAGAGUGUUUAGUCGUAAUAUACCGUAUUUGCGACAACAAUUUUCCGCAUUAUUAGGGAACACAUCACCGUCAGUUAAAUUUAUUUGUGUCGUUGUAAUCAUAGGGUAUAUAUUAUCUUAUUCAGAUACUGUUGUUAAUGUUCUUAGUGUUACACCAGGGUUUUUGUUGCCUCCUUCUUUUCAAUUGUGGUCUACUUUCACGUUCUGGUUUCUGGAGAUACAUCUGUGGGAAGUGAUAAUCGACAUUGUGACGGUUGGUUUGUGUGGAAAACUAAUUGAGCCACUAUGGGGGCAAAUGGAAAUGAUGAAGUUCUUUUUUCUGAUUAAUGUUGGUGUUGCGUUUUUGACAACUUUUUACUAUUUAGUGAUUUAUGCUUGGACACAAGAUACUUCCCUGUUAUUCGAUAUCCACGUUCACGGACUUGCUGGAUACCUUGCAGCUGUAAGCGUAGCUGUGAAGCAAAUAAUGCCUGACCACUUAUUGAUAAAAACACCUCUGGGAAAAUUAACAAAUCGGUCCUUACCACUUCUGAUUCUGGUGGCUGCUAUAAUUUUAUGGGCUGUUGGAGCAUUAGAAGGCACAUAUCCCUGCAUGUGGGGAAGUGGUACUAUUCUAUCAUGGAUAUACCUCAGGUUUUGGCAGCGACAUAGCAGUGGCACAAGAGGAGAUAUGGCUGACAACUUUAGUUUUGAUAACUUUUUCCCGACGGUAAUUCAGCCGUUGGUGCGGGGCGCGCUGUCGCCGGCGUCGCGCUGCCUGGCGCGGCUGGGCGUGUGCACGCCGGCGCCGCGCCGCGUCACGCUCGCGCUCAGCCCGCGCGGCGUCACCAUCUCGCUGCCCGGCGUCGAGCCGCAUGACAUGGAGAGGAGGCGGCAAAUCGCGCUCAAGGCUUUGAGCGAAAGAUUAUCAAAGACGUCGGAACAAACGCGACAGAAGAAUCUAACCACCAAAGUGAACAUGGAUACCGUGAGGAAAAUGCAAGCCUCUCACGUCAUUCCUCAAUUCUCCACGGUGGAGGUACCCGAGGCCUCCAGCUCAAAACCUCAGUCAGUGCCGGAGACCACGCUCGUAGACAUAAGCACAGAGCCUUCAGCACCUACAACAAAGACCUCAUGA